AUGGUGCUGCGCCUCUGCAAGUAUGGCAACAACCCUUCGAUGAUGCGCCGGCUCCAGGAGCUGCCCUUCGUGGACCCCCAGGUGCCCCUGCAGGACACGAUUAUCCGCAAGGUCACUGGUGACUCGCCGAUGCUCAGGAGCGCCGAGUUCGAUCCUUGGGCCGAUUCGAGCCUAGUGCCUUCCUUCGGGUUCUCCGGCCUCCUUGGCGAAUGCUUUCAAGAGGACAAGGCCAGUCCGGAUGCCUUCAUCCGACAGGCCGUGCAAAAGGCGAUCCAGGAGGCCAUUGCUGGGUUUGACCUUAGUUCCCUCCUGAAUGGUGCCGCCCCGACUGCACCCGUGGCGACUUCCCCUCCGGCAGGGGCCAAACUCCGAAAAGCAGCUGCCAGGCUGACUCGGGCUGCUGGCUCCCAGGCCCCGUCGACUGCCAGCCCGGACCCUACGUUGGAUGGCGGUGCCAAGGCUAAAGGCAAAGGUCCGAAGCCAGGUCGUGACAAACCCAAAGGUGCAGGGAAAGGCAAAGGCGACCAGCCUGGGUCCAGUCACUCAGGCAAGGGCAAAGGGGCAGCCGCGGCACAGCCAGACCCCUCUGCCGCGACCCGUGUGGUCACCAUUUCUGACCGCAAGCCUUCAAAGGCUGAGGAGGGCUGGCACACGGUGCAGCGUAAGCCUAAAUCCCCGGCAGCCGCCGACCCGUGGAGGCUGCGCAAAGGUGACUGGGAUUCACCUGUGAUUGUCUUCGACGAUGUUGCGGCCCGGCUGGCUGCUCACACGGAGGGCGCUUUCAAAGCGGUCGUGCUAUGUGAUGACUCCCAAUAUGAAUUGUUGUGCAACAUUGCCAAGGGCUCUAACAAGGAGCACGGCAUCACUGCGGUCACUUUGGCCAAGGACGGCAACCGGUGCGCAGGGGAGUGCGAUGGCCAGCUUCGUUUCAGGAAUGUUUCUUUCAGGUGCAUCCGAACUGCAGGCCAGGAACACCCCAAACCCCGUGUCUCCUCCCCAGCCGUUGGCAUCAUCAAGGCUGAGACCACCACGGUUCUUUUUGCCAGGUUUCAUAAGAAAUAUAUGGAGCCUGCCGCCUGGGCUGCUGCGUGCAAGGCCCCACAAGCCGAGAUGCACAUGUGGGCUGCAAAGCGAAACCUCAAACUCCACGAUUCUUUCAGUUGGUCUAAGGAGCGUCGCCCUGGUGAUACCUCUGAGGUUCAGCUUCCCAAGGAGCCCCCUUUGCAGUACCUUAGCCGGGUUAGGGCCACUGGUUCCGAGUUCGGGAUUGUGGUUGGUUUGCGGUCUUUGGGCAAAAGACAGAAGCGCGACCCGGCGGCGCCCGUGGCCCGGACGUGGCUCCUUGAGCAUGCGCCACUGCACUGGACGGCGCAGCAGGCGCAAGAAGCAUUGGCCACGACCUUCUCUGAAGUCACCAUGGUCAAACAGCGCCGCAACCGCAGCGGCAGUGCCUUCUACUUUCGUGGAGCGCAUGUCACCGACCACGACAUGGUCGCUCUUCCCAUCACGGUGGAAGACUCACAGCAGAUCGUGCUGUGGGCUCGCUGGGCCCCUGUGCAGCACAAGGUGCAGCGUCAGUUCAUUUCCGGGCAAGGUUCAUGGAGCCUUCGACAGCCCAAGGACCCUUUUACAACUGCUGAGUCGGUGCCGCUGGAACCCAAAGGGGGCACUCCUGCCAAGGAGCCAGACUCCAUCGAUGUCGAAGAGGAGGAUGCUGCCAAGACCGACAGUGGGAAAACCACUAAGCCUCAGAGCAGCGCCCAGCCUGCGAAGCGGCCGUGUCAGUCCCAACGGGCCAUUCCUGAUACGCUUGUGGCCGAAGCGAUCCCUCAAGAUGGCAAUUGCCUGUUCGGCGCCGUGUCUGCCGGCCUCGCUUUUACUACGGGAAAAGACGCGAUCCAUCCGUCGAUGUUGCGUGCCAGGGUCAAGCAGCAUUACCAAAAGCACAGGCAGGUCUAUGAGGAACAAUGGCAGGGGGAACUCCCCAAUGCAACGCCCUCUUCUGAUUUCGAUGCGUACCUUGAGGCGAUAGGCACGGAGGGACAAUGGGGGUCAUCCCUCGAAAUCCGUGCCUUAGCCAGGCUGCUUGAUGUGAGAAUCGUCGUGUAUCCACGACAAUUUCAUUUCAACGUGUCUGCCGUCCAUCGCCAACAGCGUAAGCAUGUGUUUGUACUACUGCACAAUGGGUACCAUUUCGACUUGCUGAAACCUGCUAAAGAUCAGAAGUGGCCGCGUGAAAUCAUGGAUGUCAUUGAGGACUUACCUCCUACUUUCAAGGGCGGCGGCUCGUCCUCUGAAGCAGGUACAGUGUGGACUAAACCCUCAGCUCUUGCAUCGGCCCGCACUGUGUGGACACACCCAGGUGGUGCAGCCCCGUCUGCUCGCACCAAGUCGGCCGCUCGCUCUGCCAAAGCUCCCCCAGCAUCGGUGUGGACACAGGUUGCCCCGGCAGCUGUCCAGAGUGCGCCUUCUCAAGCGUCCGAGCCUCCUCUUCAGGAUGCUGCCUUAGAGGAGAUGGUGCAAGCCUGCACUGACCCUCCCAAGCGACCGAGGGGACGGAUCGCCAAGUGCCAAUGGCUGCAGGGAGGCUUUGCUCGCUGUCGGUUGUGCCCUUUCAAAAGUCGUGCUCAGUCUGCGCAGGAGGCACAAAACGUGUUGGGACAACACUUCAAAACACACCACCGUGGCGAGACGCCCGCGGGCGGGACGCCAUUCAACAAGCAGCAGCCCUCUCUCGUGACAGAACUUUCAGAGCACCACGACUUUGUUUGGAAGUGUCGCUUUUGCAAUUUUGGGGUGACCUUAGAAGCCGCCAGCACUGCCUGCGAGGAGCGGAUCACUAGGGAUAAAGAUUUGCAUAAGCAAACUGCCCACCCCAAGCUUUCCUGGAAAGAGUGGCGACGAGCUGGCCGUGAUGCCAGCACUCUUGCAGCUACUAAGACGCGCUUUGCAAAAACUGCCCAAAAAUACCCUCCCCUUCCUGGCUUCCAGACCUUCAGGUGGCCUCGCUUUGGAGGCAAAAAGUGCGACCGCUUGAUCCGCUGGCGUUUCAGCUGGAUCUGCACCAAGUGCCAUGCUCCCUUCUCGGUCCUCAAGGAGGCCCUUGCACAUGACUCCCACUGCCCCAGCCCUUACGGCCGCUCCCGGGCCAAAGAGCGCCUCAAUGCCGUGCGCCAGGUUCGCAAGACCUAUCUGAAGUCGGCCCCGGCCCCCGGAGAGCUCAGGUGGAGAAGUGGAUUGCCGAGGCAGAGGCCAUCUUUCAGCACGGCCACCAUCAACGUGUGCAGACGCAGGGUGUCUAUGCAUGAUCAGGUCGAGGCUUUCCUCAAAGACCAUUGUAUAGACAUUGCCGUUCUUCCUGAGGCAGAUGUCAAUGAGGCCUCUGGUCUCUCUUUCUGUAAUGCGUGGCGGGCCAAAGGGCUUCAUGCGGCCCUUAGUCGCCCGGAGGCUGGAGUCUCCAAGGUGGCUGUUGUGUCUUCUUUUCCCUUCAAGCAGGUUACCCUUACUUCUGGUGAGGCUGAGACAAGACAUGCGGCGAUCCUCGUGGACCUCAAAGGCCCUUGCAACGAAGUCGUGACACUCAUGGUGAUUGGCGCCUACUUGCAGUCUGGCGACGAGCCAACUGCGGCGGGGCAAGCCAUGGACUUAGCUCAAAUGGCCGUCCACUCCGGAUUUAAAUUUCUUCUUUUGGGGGAUUUCAAUUUGGAGCAGGAGCAUCCAGUCAUCAGAGAUUGUGUCUUGACCGGCAUUGUUCGCCGAUGCGAUGACUGCCACCCCGGCGUCUUACCGCCUACUGGCCCGAUCUUCCGCUCCCCUGCUCCGCCAAGGUCCUCGACGACGCCCCUUUCGCCUCCUCAACCUGCAGAGGCUCUUGAGAAAAAAGGGGAAUUGUACGACGACGCUGCUUUUCAAACUGCUUGCCAGACUGGUGAUCUUGAUGAAGCCUGGCGUUUGCUGUCGGACUGGGGCGAGGAUCUCCUGUGCGACCCCGAUCCGAUAGCUGUACCUCGGAGUGCCGCCUGGACUCCUGCUGUUCCCGCGGCCCCUCGCACGGGCAAGUGUGCAGAAAGGUCGGCAGGCCUGAGAGCCCUCUUGAAGCUAUUGUCUCGUCUUCGCAUGGCUGCUGCCAAGCCUCACGACCUACCAUUGUGGCGUCGACUGGCUAUCUCUCUUGGGAAUGUUCGCCGGCUUGUUCCCGAACUGCCCCCUAUCGGCAAAACAGAUGAUGCUACGGUGGCUGCUGUUGCUGCCCUAGUGCAAACCUACUCUGAGCAGGAACGUGAGGCAGCCCGCCGGGUGUGGAAACGGGCCACGCGUGACUCCUUGGCGGCCUCUCGUGCAUACGUCAAGAGAAAGGCCGAUCAGAUUCUUGAGUGGGACAAAACCGCCGCUGAGGAUCGGGCUCCCACCAGUGGCCGGCAUCCUGCCGUUGAGGUCGACCGUCAGGCUGCAGAGUGGAAGCAAAAAUGGCGCACUCGAUGCUCCGACUCAGGCCCAUGCUCUCAGGUGGCCAGAAUCUUAGAGUCUGUGCCUCGUCCUCCCCCUAGUCAGGUGGAUUUCCAGAUCUGUGCCGGCUCGCUCCGAACCUCGCUGAGCAGCAUGCAACACAAGUCCUGUGGGCCGGACGCCUGGACGGCCUCUGCUCUCCUCCAACUCCCGUCUCGGUGGUGGCGAUGCGCCGCCCAACUGUGGGGCUGCGUGCUUCAGCACUCGUUGGUGCCGGAACGCUGGCUCUGUGGAAGAACCGCUUUACUUUGGAAGCCGGCUGGGGGCACCCGCCCGAUUUCCAUUUUACCUUUCAUUUGGCGAUGCGGCGCGAAACUCUUAAACCAGCAACUUGAGACUUGGACCUCUAGCUGGAGGUGCCACUUCGACUCAGGUGGCAUUGCUGGCACGUCCAUUGACACGGCCCUUCAACAACUCUCUCUUGAGCUCCACAGUGGUGCCCAGAUGGCCGUCCAGCAGGAUGUGAGUUCCUUCUUUGAUUCUUUGGAGCACGGGCUCACUGCCCAACUGUUGCGACACCUCAGGGCACCUGAGUCCCUUGUCAGCCUCUUUGAAAACUACUGUGCUCGAUCUUCACGACUCUUCGCUCUCCAGGGAGCGUUGGGCAACGGAUGGGUGCGGCCCGAGAGGGGUCUCCCUCAAGGCUGCCCUUUAUCUCCAGACGAUGUGGCGGCUGCUAGUGUCACUGGACAUGCAUAUGUCGAUGAUAGGUCCGCUGCCUUUGACACCGCCUUUAAGCUUGGCUUGUCGUUGACAAAGUGUGCUGUGGUUGCUGCCCCCUCCAAUGCAUCCGCGGCCCUGCUUGCCAAGGUUUUGCUCCGCCUGCGGUUGAUGCGUGGCUUGGACCUCCGCUUGCAUUCGGCCAGACACUUGAUCCGAUCGUUGGUGGUGCCGUGCUUUGCCUGGGCUGCCCCGUAUGCAAACCCAGAUCCGAAGGAACUCGAGGCCAUCAGGAAGGAAGUGCUGCUGCACCUGUGCUCCCGCCAAGUAGGUCAGGAGGCUGCAAGGGUGUUGUUCUACGAAAUCGCAGGAUGGUACCUGGAGCCUCGAUUUGCGUUGGAUGCUGCUAUCCUUCGUGCACUGUGGCGGCAUGUUGUGCGCCCGCCCUCCUGGCAGGAAGCACUUCCUUUGUCGGCAGCCCCUGUCUCGCCUCUGAACAUCCUGCCCUGCCUUCCUGAGGUGCUGGAUCGCCUUCAAUGGCAGCUCACUGCGAAUGCCAGCCGACUGCUUUGCCCCGGGCCUUCGGGCGAACCUCGACACGUGUGCAUCGGUUUCGAGUCUUUCAGUGUGGUGCUCCGUUGGCUCACAGAGGCGUACCGCAUGAAAUAUGUCUUGAAAACGGGCAGAGUAUGGCAACGUAAGGUCCGCGACCCGGGCAGUGCUGUCGGCAUUGAUUGCCCGCCACCUCCGCGCACUGCCCACUAUGAAUUUGGUGGCCAUAAGGCAGUGUUUCAAGAGGCCCGUGGGGAUCGCAACCUCGCCUUAGCAUCCUUUGGAGCCGGCUGCACCAAUUGGUUUUUCAACGCAAAGGGAAACUUUGCACCCGAACACCAGCGUCAUAAGUGCAUGUGCGGGGGGUCCCAUCCGUCGCGUCCCCACCUCGUGUGGAGUUGCAGCCACACGGCGAGCAUCAGGCAAGGCAUUGCCGUUCCGCAAGAUCGUGCUGCCGAGAGACUGUUUGCGCAGCCGGUUCCGCCCAUGCCUUCUGCACCGCAGGCCGUCGACACGCCUGGCUUCAUUGCGGAACUUGUCGAGCAAUUGGUGCCGCGCUUGUCUCAAUCUGUCAUGAUGGCUGCCACAGAUGGCUCCAGCAAACACGAGGUGGGAGCUAUGGGCUUUGCUUUGGGCUCCACCCGUGCUGCCCUUGCCACUGGGGAUGCAAAUGAGGACCAAACCUCAUUCAGGAUGGAACUGCGGGCGGUCUACUUGCUGCUCGUUGCAUUGCAGGAAGCUGUUCGUCAGACACGUGCAGCUCAAGCCUUCUCCUGCCGACGCCUUUGGCUGGCGAUUGACUGCGAGUCUGUCAUUCUUGCUGUCAAAGGAUGCCGGGGUACAGACUACUUCCUGUUGCUUGAACAAAUUCGCCAAGCCCUGAAAGAACUUUCGAGGCAAGAUUUGCAGGUCACAAUGGUUUGGACUCCGUCUCACGGGAAGAAACCCCGGUGGCAGCCGCCACAUGGUCUCAACGGUGACACUCUCAGAGAGCUGAACGCUGCAGCUGAUGCGGCAGCCGGGGCUUGCAUGGAACGCCGACUUCGCAACUCUGCCAGGGAACAGUGGGCCCAGCUACGGCAACAGGCGAUGCAGUGGGAGGUUCGCACUCUCCGCGCGGUUGCUGCCACGGCGUCUGCUUACCAUAGUUACUUGAAAACUGUGGGGCACGGGCCGAGGGAUGAUUUUCCCUUACGGGCUGAACCUUAA
Messenger RNA from Symbiodinium sp. CCMP2592, 6927 nucleotides. The record is from the annotation of a GenBank genome assembly. NCBI's taxonomy places the organism in Eukaryota, Dinophyceae, Suessiales, Symbiodiniaceae.